Molecule: messenger RNA, 1015 nt
Organism: Zophobas morio
Lineage: Eukaryota; Metazoa; Arthropoda; Insecta; Coleoptera; Tenebrionidae
Product: E3 UFM1-protein ligase 1 homolog
Exons: 9
Coding region: 17-1015 (332 amino acids)
Biological process (GO): protein K69-linked ufmylation; regulation of proteasomal ubiquitin-dependent protein catabolic process; response to endoplasmic reticulum stress
Cellular component (GO): endoplasmic reticulum membrane
Molecular function (GO): UFM1 ligase activity
Source: RefSeq, a predicted model, not a curated record
UUUUCAUAAUAAGCGAAUGCUCAAAAAUAAUUCACUUAAAGAAAAAACAUGCUUUUUCAAAGAAAAUAGUGAGCGGCUCAUCCAAUUAGUUGUUGGUGACAUUGUUGAAAAGGAAACUACUUUACUUAUUCACUAUGGAAUGUCAAAACCCUUUUUAACGUCGUUGCUGAAUUAUUUAGUUCCUAAACUUUUCCAGGAAACUGCAAAGGAGUUUUCCAGUUCUACUUUAGAAAUUGAGGAACUGAAAAAGGUUCAAAGAAAAAAUGAUCUUGAACAAAAAUUUUCACAACUUUUAGAUUCUGCCUUUCUAUUUACGGAGUCCUUCAAAAUCUUGCCAAAACCCAGAAAACUGGAAAAAUAUUUUAUGGCAACUCUGACUGGCCAGUUAACUUUACUUUUAAAAGGGUACAGCCUUAUGAAUUUCGAUUGGUGUCCCUCCGAGUCGGAAGAAAAAAAUAAAUCUUCAGAAGAUUUGGAAACAGUUUUAAGUAAAUUUCCUGAUCAUGAGGGGCUUCUUGCCUUAAACGAAUUGGAAAACUCUACUAAAAAUAAUAAGAAAGACUGCCGGCCUCAUACUUUUUUAAGCAAACUAAUCACUACUGCCAAACUAAAUGGAUUAUUUUAUCGAAAACGCGAUAAAAGAAAAGAAAAACAAUUAAAAAUUGCAUUGGCCUCCUCUUUACGCUUCCAAUUGCACAGAACAGAAGACUAUGCUUCGGCUUUCCACAUAAUUGUUUUAUUACUUUUCUAUGAAAAAACUGGAUGUCUGCUACAUUCAGACGGAAAAUGUGUACCGAGCAUUAUAGAGAACAUCCAUGAAUUAUCCAUAUUAGCAGAGGAAACGGUUGCCGAUCUACAAUCUCUUCAGGAUUCCAUAGUAAAGAUGACGGCAUUUGACGCCGAAGAACCUAAAAAAGAAGUUCUUUGCUCGUUUGUUCAGAAUAGACUUGAAGAUUUAAAAAAAGAGCUUCGAAUACAUACUGAGUGGUGCGAUAAAAAUAAUGGACGGGAGUAA